GAAAUCUGGAACAGGAGCGUCUUUAGGUCGAUCAAUUAGUGUGGAUCCGGCCUCACCACGCCUCCAAGUCAUUCUAUUAGUCUAGAUCCGGCUAGCAAUUCUAGCUGGGACUCCCAGUUCUAGCUCCUUUUGUUUAGCGUGUCAGAGACUGGGAGAAGAUGAUUGGCACUCCCUGGCUCCUUUGGAUGUACAGCUGUCCAGAUCCCUAGAACAUACCCUCCAUUCUGACGAGUUAUCAGUGCAUAGGGUGCUUACUAGAUUCUUGCCAGCCAGUACAGUUCAAGCUACACACAGCACCGCUCAACUAUUCUCUACCCCAUUAUCUAGCUAAAUCUGGUCCAACUAGACAGCAGACACAGCUAGUUAAUUCAGUAAAGCCAGGGGUAGCCCUACUUCUACGGUUGUUCAGUACCCACGGUAACAAUUCCUCUGGGCUGGGCUAACUAGUUGAGCCACGCCUCCCAAUUCUCAAGGCUAGGUACAUGUCUCUGUCUAGCUGCUUCUUCAGCUUCUUGCUCAGUUUUGUGGCUUAGAGAAAGGCCAGCUACUCAGGGGGAAGAGUCCAGAUGAAAGUCUGGCAGCCAGGUGACGUCCAAACGGUCAGUUAUUCUUUCCACCAACUUUUUAAUCUAGUCUAGUCCUGCUUGCACUGCUACUACUACUGCUGCCUACUGCUGCUACUCUUCCUAGCUAGUCAAAGGUUUCUUUUUUUUUUUUUUUUUUUUUUAUAACUACAUAUGCACAAAGAGACAUCAAAGCUUACAUCAAAGGACACAGAUUUUUAGCCUACUUGACUGAUAAGGCGGUUACCUAGACUACAGUUUGUUUGUCAGGGAGGAGCUCACAUACAACUUCAUCUAAUUCAUCAUAACGAUUCCUUACCCAUUGUUGUAAUUUCUACAACAGAUUGCCAAGGAAAGAGAUAACGCUGUUUGUUUUUGCUUACUGUGGUGCUAAAUCGUUCGAAAAUCCGUGUUCGAAGUUCCAUUGUUUACUCUAUAUGUAUAUGUCUAGGGGCCCACCCGUACCCUAAUCGAAUCCAAGAUAGGAGGUACUAAGGCACUAGGCCUAUAUAUAUAGGUACAGGUAAGGUACGUACGUGUGUCCUUGCCAUGGCAAAGAAGAAUUGUAAACUGUGGUUGGCAUGUGUAGUAGUAAUAUUACUACUGAUUGUUCAAGGCUAUUUUGUGGCAAAGCUUCUGAGCUCCAAGAUUCCUAAUCGAGAAAGUUUGACAUUUGUACAGAAAUCGGACAUUUCCAAGAAAGACUACGAAAAAAUGGUCGGUGGAUUACCACAGAAAAAAGCAGCUUUACAACACCACCAUUUAAAAAGACACCACUUAAAUUUCUUAGCAGAGAAUCUAGAUAAUAAGGGUCCUGAGCCCUUAGUAGAAACAGAUGACACACUGACUCCACGACCUUUAACUGCUAACGAACAAGCUGGUAACAACAUACUUUUCACAUUGAGGACCACAAGGAAAUUCCAUGAGAAAAGACUGCCAGUUUUGUUUGAUACCUGGCUCACUACAGUCAACACCAGUAACGUAUUCCUGGUCACAGAUGGAGGAGAAGAUAAGAAAUGGAAAGGGAGAGCUGGACUCAAGUACAUCGAUGUUCCUUGCCGUGCAUCAUAUCAAAGAUAUGACCUUUGCUGCAAGGCUGGCACUGAGCUGUCCCUGAUGUUCAGAGAUGAGAACCUCCAUUAUGAUUGGUUAUGCCAUGUUGAUGACGAUAUUUACGUACUGUUGAAGUCUUUAGUUGAGCAGCUGUCAAAGUUCCGCCCAAGAGAAGAACCAAUUUACUUUGGACGCUCUGGAUCAGCUUGGACUAAACCCAGAGCUGUGAUACACGGGGCAAAGUACGGGAAGCCUGGACAAAAGUAUCACUUUGCUGUUGGUGGGAUGUAUUGUCUAAGUAGAGCCAUGCUGGAGCUCGCCGAGCCUUAUCUAGUAGGUGGGAAAGAGUUUGCAAAAUCUUGCAGCAAUACUCUAGAGCCAGAAGAUGUGACUGUGGGCGUAGUGGUAGGAGUGUUACUGAAUCAGAGUCUGUCAAGAACGGCGAUGAUAUACACCCACGGAUUGGAACUAUGGAAAGAGACAAAGAGGUUCCCAAAGGAGCUAGACAAAAAGAUUGCUUAUGCUUACGGCUGGGGUGCAGUUCAUUGGGGUGCGCCCGCACAAAUCAACCAUAUCGUUGUGCCUCAGGCCCUCUACUCUAUAAAAGAAGACCAAACACAAUUUUACUCUUUACACUGCUUUCUCCACCCAACACUGUCCACCUGUAUAAAAAAAGGCACAGGAUAAUGUUAAAUCACGAAAGACACCAAAAUAGUCUUGCUUUUAUUAUUAUUUUUGGACGAAUUUUGCCUCAUCAUUAAAUUAAUCAUCGAUUAUUUGUUUAUAAUUUUUAUAAAGACUAACAUAAUUAUAAUUGUAUUUGUAGUCCAUUGCUAUAUAUACAUGUAGCAACAA
Molecule: messenger RNA, 2471 nt
Organism: Halichondria panicea
Lineage: Eukaryota; Metazoa; Porifera; Demospongiae; Suberitida; Halichondriidae
Product: beta-1,3-N-acetylglucosaminyltransferase radical fringe-like
Exons: 9
Coding region: 1113-2303 (396 amino acids)
Biological process (GO): regulation of Notch signaling pathway
Cellular component (GO): membrane
Molecular function (GO): O-fucosylpeptide 3-beta-N-acetylglucosaminyltransferase activity
Source: RefSeq, a predicted model, not a curated record